This is a messenger RNA of Paramuricea clavata, 273 nucleotides long. The record is from the annotation of a GenBank genome assembly. Lineage: Eukaryota; Metazoa; Cnidaria; Anthozoa; Malacalcyonacea; Plexauridae.
AUGAAUGCGGAAAACUUAUUAGCAUACAAGGGACUGGAUGACACUCCCGAUGACUUACAAUUUUAUGGAUACGAUCCUAAUGAUCCACCGCCCUUCAAAGAUAGCGACAACAACGUUGUUGUUUCACCUAUAUAUCAUAAUGAGACCACUGCAGAAAUUUUAAUCAUUCUCCAAACAGUUGAUCCCCUCAGAUCUUCCACUGAAAUGGGAAUCGAUGUCUAUCUUGCUGCUCUUGGUUUGGUUGAAAACAUGCUGAGAGAGCAGAUGGAAUGA